GCUUUCACGUUCCAAGUGUGAGGUGCCUGUUCUGUUCGGUUCCACCAGUUCUCCCAACAUUAAUUUACCACUGAAUGUUCCACCGAUUAACUAAUCACGAAAAAGAUACACCCGAGUAGUCAAUGUGAAAUCAAAAAAUUCCCGGAGGCAGGACAAUCCUGGGACCUCGACCUAUCGACACAAUUUUUAUUCCGGGUCCUCCCACCUCCUGCAGGACUUUUUGUGCCUUUUGUUCCGUCGAUCUCAAGUGGAGGGAAAUACUGGUGAAAAAAUGGUGGGGAUGGGAAUAUCCGGGUUUUUAAUCGAUCUCAGAAUGUACGGACGAAUCAAUUGAAUGCGAUCGAUUUUGGGCUGACCCAUGGGAAAAUAGAGGAGCCAACGACCUGGGAUCACUCCAGUUUCAAAUGUGACAGACUGAAAUUUUUAUUGUGAAAUUAUUCCUGUGUGAUUCGUCGGGGAUAUUGUGAUCAGCUGUUAUAUACAUUGGAGUAAUCCAGAUGCCUCCGAUGCUGGACCAUUGGAACUACCUGGGAUGCAAUCCGUCCAGUCUACAACUGAAUAAUUGUAACGAUGCUGUCGUACAUGUUACCGAACGGCGACAAACCACCUCCUGGAGAAACUCAAUCCUGCAGUCAUUCAACUCGAAUUCAAAAUCGUGGAGACAGUCAGAUGACGCGCAAUGGAAUCAGUAAGACAUCACCAUCAACAACAACGAUGAUUACAACAACUAUAUCUACAAAUAGAAAUGAUAAUGACGGUAGUGAUCGUUUGGGUAACGAUAUGAACGAGAGCCCCAAGCACAAUGGUGGAACAACAGCGAGAAAAUCGACACUGCAUACAUCAAGAAUCAGCAAAGAUGAUAGUUUGCACAGCAUUAACAGCGAGGCGAGUACCGGUGGCAGUGACAGGAAGUCGAAAAUUGCCAAUGGCGCCAAACAUGCCAGUCUCAAAAGGGUGUCCUUUGGAUCGAGCAAAGGCUCCAUGGUGGAGACCCUGGUGUACGAAACUCCAGUCCAGGAAGAACCGGAGAUCAAUCACUUCUCAGAUCAUAAUGGUCGGCUACCGAUGAUGCCAGUGCCCGACACCGACGAGGGAAGGGAGAAAGUCCGGGUGGCAUUUCUUGGCCCACAGCCCCAUCCCUCCACACCAGGUGUCCUUCUCCUUGACCCUGUGUUACCCUCGUUGGGAUACAUCGACGCAAUGUCAACUGGACCAGCUGAACUCCUCACAACCCACACCGAGCACACAUCGCCUGCUUAUCAUGCUCAAAUCAGCACUGACAGCGGCUGGGACAAUCCAUUCAGACCCGAUGGCGAUCUAUCACGAGAGGCUGAUGAGAUCGUUGAAUUAAUAAAAGGUGGCAAACCCAUAACACCAACACCUGGACAAAAUUCACCACCUUUACCAGGUUGUGAUGGUAAAACUGGUGAUGAUCUUGAUUCUAGUACCAGUCCUUUACUGAAUUCGGGACACGUUACUCAUGGCAAUGGCACACCUCAUGGAAACCAAAAUGCCAAGCAGCCCGUCAACGAGAAGGUUGCAUCGGUAACAAGUACAGCAACAGUCGAAGUUGGAAGAGUGACAGCACAGGGGCCAGGUGAUGCGUCACAAGUGGAACAUGUGACAUUGAAGAAAAAGCCCAAGUGCAAGUGUUGCGUUCUCCAGUAACGGAUGUGGUGUGAAAUGAGUUAUUGAAAAUUAAAGGGAAUAAUGAAAAAGUGAGCCCAACAGGGACUAAGGACAAAUGUCAGGGUCUUGAAUACUUUCAGUCGAGAUGGAAUCUCUGAUUAUCAUUUUAUCCUCGGUGCAUGGCUAAUUCCGUAUAUUUGACUGACUGUACAGAGGGAGAUGCGAAAAAUAAAUUUUUUCUUUUUAUAUUUCAAUUCGUGGACCACCAAUGUCCCACUCUGCGUGAAGAAAUAAGUAAAGCACUCACUCUGCCACGCUUUUUUCUUCUUUUUCAAGUGAGAAUGAGAACAGAACGUCAAGCUCUAGUGCUGAAAGAUAUUGAUCGAUAUACAAGAAAAUUAUAUAUAUUAAAGUAUAUUGUAGAUACAGAAUGGUAGCUAUAUAGCUUAUAUGCUUUUAUUAUUGUGGUUAUUUAUCGUUAAGGUUAAUCGUGAUUAAUCGGGAGACGAGAGGGAGUAAUUGAAGGGUAAUUGGACAGAUGAAUGAUUGCAAUAGCUGGACGAGUAUGGGCAUAGAAAUUCAAAUAUUCCAUUCGAGUAGUUGGUUUUUUUUUUGAUCAGUAAAUUGGGAGAAAUAAUUUGGAAUGAUCUUUCAUUUUUUCUUCUUCUACAAGCAGAAAUUUUGCAGGAACUAUUGAUGGGUGAGACAAUGUAAAUAGUACAGAGCGUUAUCAUACGUUUUGAAAUUGCGCUGAUACGGAAAUGGAAUGGGAAUAAAUGUUUAUACGAAAUGUAUUUCGGGUACAUAAAUAAGAGAAUGCUAUUUUGAAUGGCAGUUCAUGUGGAUGUGAACUCUCGGUGUACUGUUUGAGCUCUGGAGGAACAAAAAUGUUUGACAGAUGGAAAAAUCCUUGAUCGUGCACAAGUCAUUCAUUGUAUGUUGAAAUUGCAAUAAUUCAAUCAUUCAGUCUAAUGGGGAGAUAUUUAUUUUGAGUAGAUUCUUAAAAUGUGGUUUUAACGUUGAAAAAAUUGUAAGGGAUGUUUUCAAUUGAGUUACUUACAGAUUUCGAUGCAACGGAAUCAGUUUUAUUUCCAUUCCCCAGGAGAUUUUAUUUUCUGAAAUGAGUGUAUAAAUAUUUAAUCAAUAUCGAAAUAUUUAUAAAACGGAUGACAAAAAUAUAAUGUGUAUGUAAAUUCACAUAAGUAUUUGUUUUUUAAUUGUUUAAAAGUGAAUUGAAUGGAGGAUAAGAUUUUAAAAUUGAUGAUUGUUCUGUCAAAAUGUAUCAUAAAUUCUUGUAAUUAUAUACAGAGUGACAAAUCCUAAAUAUUUAUUUAUUCUGGAAAAUUAAUGAGAAUAAGUGUGAAUUAUUUGCAUUUCUAUUUAAUUGAUAUUGCCCACUCGUCUAUUUCCUUGAUCAUUGAAUGAAACUAGAAUGAAAAAAUCAAAUAAUCAGUCCGAUGGGAUAAUGAUGAUGUUCCCAUGGAACAACGACAAGUAAUAAACAAGAAUCGAUCAAAUUAUAAAUUCACGGUGAAAUCAUAAUUUGGCAACGAUCUGUGUUUCUAAUAAUUAUUUUUUAUUAUCACAAGAGACUGUUCGUUGGAUGUGAGGUGGCAAAGAUAGUAAAUGAAAAACGAUAAAGAUAAAACCUAAUGAAGUGAAAUUUUCAAUUUUUCUAUUCAAUACCCAAAGUGUCCCAAAUAGAGAAAAUUUCGAUAAAUUGACAUUUCUGCAGUUGAAACUAUCAAAAAUGAAUGAUUACUAUUUACAAAAAUAUUAAGGGAGUUAUAUAAUUUUUACCGAGCCCGGAUUUCACAAGAGCUCAGCAGUUCUUUGUGCAAUUCCUCUUCUUCUCAAUUUCGCAAUUAGAUCGAUGCAGGUAAAAAUAAAAGAGAGAGAUGAGAAAUUGAUGAGAAACUUAGGCUUCCGCUUUUUCACUAAUUCAAAUUCAGAUGAUGAUUUACGAGCGGAAAUUAAAUCGCCUGUGUACGUCCGGCGGUCGCAUCUAAACUCUCACUCAAGAAUACAAAAUAAAAAUAAUAAACAAGCAGACGGGCUAUCGAAUUCCCAAUGGCCCCGGGAUUUCCUCACAAAACAAAUGUUCGAUUUUGCAGCCGGACAGUACCAGAUUGUGAUCCUAUUUUUUAACUUAAAAAUAAAUCGUAAGUUUUAGCCGCUGAUUAAGUUUGUAUAAGUGUGAGAAAUAAUUCAAAUAACUGAAUUAAAAAUGAUGUUAAGUUUUA
Fopius arisanus is the source of this 3872-nucleotide messenger RNA. RefSeq names its product serine/threonine-protein phosphatase PP-Z2. The transcript has 7 exons. The record is from RefSeq and is a predicted model, not a curated record. NCBI's taxonomy places the organism in Eukaryota, Metazoa, Arthropoda, Insecta, Hymenoptera, Braconidae. Bases 571 to 1668 code for a protein of 365 amino acids.